UCUGGAUUAAGGUUGAUGUGAUUUAUCAUAAUUCGAUAGUGUCUUAUUGAAUAGUUUUAAAAUGGUGUUUUUAAUGCCACUUGCCUGGAGAGUCCUACACGUGGACGGUACAAAUUUGAUGCCACGUGUGACUGAUUGCCUGUUGCCCUGCUGCAACCUGAUUGGCUGUUACCACUGUUGUCAGCAGUUAGCAUUUCCUGAAGAUAGUAACUGCGGUUAUCUUCUACAGCACAAAUGUAAAAGUCUGGCCUUUGAAGAAAAACUUGAGAUUAAACAACUCGGCUGUUUUAUAAACCAAACCUCUGGUAAAAUUAUGUAUAUUUAACGGGCAGUUGUUCUUCAGUAAAACAUGGCGAACUGCUAACAGAGAAGACCGUUUAUUUUGUUGCUUCCGGUGUUCAGAGGGACGGUAGCUUCACGGAAUUGAGCAUUAAAUUGAGGUAAUUGGAAUUCAAGAUGUCCGAAGAAGAAGAAGUAGUCGAGGAGAUGGUGGAGGAAGAGGAAGAAGCCCAGCAAGAGCAAGUUGUUGAAGUUGAAGAAGCUGCACCUGAAGUAGAAGAGCCUGCAGAAGAAGAUGAGUCCAAACCCAAACCAAAGGCCUUUGCUCCACCUAUAGCUGCGCCGAAGAUACCAGAGGGAGGAGACAAAGUCGACUUUGAUGACAUCCACAGGAAGCGUCAGGAGAAGGAUCUGACCGAGCUGCAGUCUCUGAUCGAGGCCCACUUCAUUCAGAGGAAGAAUGACGAGGCGGAGCUCGUCACUCUCGUUAACAGGAUCGAGAAGCGUCGUACCGAGAGGGCUGAACAGCAGAGGGUCCGUGCUGAGCAGGAGAAGGAGAGGCAGAUUCGUGUUGCUGAAGAAAAGGAGAGGAAGGAGCUGGAAGAGUUUCGUAAGAAGCACGAUGACGAUGCCAAGAAGAAGAAAGCUCUGACAAACAUGACUCAUCAAUAUGGUGGCGUCCAACAGAGGGAUGGAAAGAAGGGAGCGAAGAAGCAGACGGAGAGAGAGAAGAAAAAGAAGAUCCUGGCAGAUAGAAGAAAGCCUCUCAACAUUGACCAUCUCAACGAGGACAAAGUGAAGGAGAAGGCCACUGAGCUGUGGCAGUGUCUGAUGGCGCUGGAGGCUGAGAAGUUUGACCUCAGCGAGAAACUGAAGAAACAGAAAUAUGAUAUCAAUGUAUUCCAGACCCGAAUCAAUGAGCAGCAGAAGUUUGCCAAAGGAAGAGGCAAGGGCAAGGCCCGGAGAUGAUAGACGCAAACACCAGCAGUUCUCCAAGGAAGCGUCUGAGAAUAAGCAGCAGUAUUCACUUUGACAUUAAUGUAUGCUUAAACAAUAAAAAUGUUUGUGUGCUUAAGUUUCAAACUAGUAGAUAUUUUUCUCUGAGCAGUCAUCACCGUUUAAUAAAAAGCAAAUGAAUCCAAAUCAUUCAAGUGGCAAUAAAAUACCUCUGUUUAUUCUUGUACACAAAGUACCACACAGUGCACCAUCAAUUUCACAAGUAGGCAGCGAUAUGUAAACAUAAUUAAAGGACUUACCGCAGCAAGCUGUUACAGUGCUUGACAUUAUCCACUUUUAAAUAACACAUUAAUAAAUAAAUGAUUCUGAUUGCAAUAUAGUGUCAGGAUGAUGGACUGUCUAUACAUUAGUG
This is a messenger RNA of Cottoperca gobio, 1648 nucleotides long. RefSeq names its product troponin T2e, cardiac (gene tnnt2e). NCBI's taxonomy places the organism in Eukaryota, Metazoa, Chordata, Actinopteri, Perciformes, Bovichtidae. The transcript has 15 exons. The record is from RefSeq and is a predicted model, not a curated record. The coding region runs from base 457 to 1248 and encodes 263 amino acids. Gene Ontology annotation, biological process: sarcomere organization; regulation of muscle contraction; cardiac muscle contraction. Gene Ontology annotation, molecular function: troponin C binding; troponin I binding; tropomyosin binding. Gene Ontology annotation, cellular component: troponin complex.